Pistacia vera is the source of this 1362-nucleotide messenger RNA. RefSeq names its product mitotic spindle checkpoint protein MAD2. Gene Ontology annotation, biological process: mitotic spindle assembly checkpoint signaling. Gene Ontology annotation, cellular component: kinetochore; cytoplasm; nucleoplasm. NCBI's taxonomy places the organism in Eukaryota, Viridiplantae, Streptophyta, Magnoliopsida, Sapindales, Anacardiaceae. The record is from RefSeq and is a predicted model, not a curated record. The transcript has 7 exons. Bases 186 to 809 code for a protein of 207 amino acids.
GCAUUCUACCAAUAUCAGACGCUACAAUCGCUCCUUUUAAAUUUCAUUUUAAUCCUGUAGCCCUUCUUCUUUACGUGCUGGGUUUAAUAGAACAACUUGUAGUAUCCGUGUUCUUUUCUUCCAUUCUUGUUUGAAACAAACUCUAGUUUUCGUUUCUCGUUUCUUCACAUAUUUUUGUUCAAAUAAUGGCAUCAAGAACAGUCGCUAAAGACAUCAUCACUCUACGCGGUUCGGCAGCCAUUGUCAGCGAGUUUUUCGGUUAUGCGGCAAACAGUAUACUCUACAAUCGUGGAGUUUAUCCAGAAGAAAGUUUUGUCAAAGUGAAGAAAUAUGGGCUCCCGUUGCUGCUUACUCAAGAUGAGGGUGUUAAAUCCUUCAUAGCCAACCUUACGGCUCAGCUUUCAGAGUGGCUGGAAGCUGGUAAGUUACAGAGGGUUGUUCUAGUAAUAAUGAGCAAGGCCAACAAUGAGGUUUUAGAGAGGUGGAAUUUCAGUAUUGAGACAGAUGGUGAGGUUGUUGAGAAGGGUGUGUCAAGGGAAAAGAGUGACAAAGAAAUUAUGAGAGAGAUACAAGCAAUCAUGAGACAGAUUGCCUCAAGCAUUACUUACUUGCCAUGCCUUGAUGAAUCCUGUGUGUUUGAUGUGUUAGCAUACACUGAUAAAGAUGUUGCAGUUCCAUUCACUUGGGUUGAGAGCGACCCCAAGCUGAUUGCAAAUCCGCAAAUGGUGAAAUUGCAUUCAUUUGAUACCAAGAUACACAAGGUUGACACUCUUGUAUCAUACAAGAACGAUGAAUGGGAUGAGCAAUAGAGUGCCGCCAAAGGAUCUUUUCUUUCUGCAGCAACAUUUUGUUUCACUAGUGUACUGUGAAUCUUUCUAUUCACAUUUUGUUAUCGCUAGGUUGGUAUGGAAGAAAAUGACUAAUCAUGUACUUCGAUUUAAGAAGGCUCCGUGUGUCUGUCAACCAAAGAACAAAGAAGAAACAUGAAUUUCUUGUAGAUCAAGUCGGAAUUCUCGUUUUUAAUUUUCGUUGGAGGAAUUGGACUUGGAGCUUUAGGCGUGAGAUUAUUAAAUGACAAUUUCGCAUGUUUGUCUUUACAAAAUCGAAAAAUGAAUCUGUUGCUUUAAGUUCAUUUGAGUUGAUAAUGUACUGCAUCCCCAUGUUUCAAUUUCUUCAAUGCAGAAUUGAAACGCCUUUAAAUUCAUAAUUGGCACACAUGCUGAAUUUCAAGUAUUGCCAAAAUAAUACUGUUUUAUUUGCAUGCAAUUUUAUCUAGCAGUUUAUCAGGUUUCCACUGAAAGUACUACUAGCAGGUUUAUCAAGUAAUUCCAACUACUAAUAAAGGGAGAGUAACGACAUGGA